UAUCACUGUCCAAAUCUGAAAUGCCCAUCUCUGGCCUGCUAAAGCUGACUUUGGUGUCUGCACCUCUAACCAUCUUCCAUUUUCUAUAAAAAAUUCCUUAGAUCUUGUCUCUAUCUCUCACCAUAAUUUUAACAAUAAAUAAACUUCAAUUUUACUUAGAAUCUUUGUCGUAAAUUCACCAAAUCUCACUACUUUUACAUUAAACUACUCCUAUCUUAGAAAACUUACUCCUACACCAAACUGUACACUCUCUAAGUACACUCUACCAGUAUGAACACAAACAAGAGAACUGGUUCUUCAAGACAAGAAUCUCUUUUCUAAGACUACCUUUUUCACACUUUCACCUUUCUUCCUUAAUUCCAUCUCCAUUGUCACUUAAGAGUCAACAGAGACACUUCCUUUUUAAAACCCUUGUUUGAUUUUCACUUCUCUCUCUAAACAACUUUCUCUCUCUACAUACAAUGAGGCCUGUUAUAGGAAGGUACCCAUCAAGUGAUGGUGGCCAGCUUGGUGGGGUUAUUAGGAAAGACAGGAAAUGCAGAGAUGUGGCUUUUUUGGUUAUCUUUAUUGCUUUCUGGGUGGGAAUGAUUGUGAACUCUAGCUUUGGAUUCAACAAAGGAAAUCCACUUAGGUUAAAUUAUGGGUUGGAUUACAAGGGAAAUCUGUGCGGCGACAAGUAUGCCAAUCUAGAUCUCCAUGAACUGGAACUUAGAUAUUGGGUAAACCCAAAUCAGGUUUAUGAAAGUGGAAUGAAGAACAGUGUCUUCAAACUAGCAGAUGCCCGGAGUAUUUGUUUGUUAGAUUGUCCGAUUCCAGCCGAAGAUUCCCUUAACUGGGUCUGUGAUUAUCCCGAUGGAGAUAUUCAUCUCACCUUAGAUGAAUGGAUUGACAGAAAUUAUGAUUACUUCGAGUUCCUUACCCCAGAUAUGAAGAACAGUUCACUUCAACUUCAAGGGCCUUGUUACCCCGUCAUUUACCCUAGUGUUAAUGUUUUCUGGAGCUGCCAGUUUAUAGCUCGUCCGUCAAAUAUGUCUUUACGGCAUUGGCAACAGAUGGGAGGAGUAAACAUCAAUGAAGGCCUUGAAAUAGAUAAUUCAAUCCACAAAAUUAUCAACUCUCGAUCAUCUGUCUUGAAGAGAUACAUGGCUGAUAUUGGAAAGUCAUGGCCAGUACUCUUCAUUUGUGGUGGAAUCCUGCCACUUUUCUUGUCAGUAAUUUGGCUGCUGCUUAUUCGACAUUUUGUUUCUGGGAUGCCGUGGAUUACAGUCAUCCUUUUCAAUAUUCUUAUAAUAUCGGUUACUAUGUUCCUUUAUCUAAAAGCUGGAUGGAUGGGUAAUGACGCUGUUACACCAAUUAUCGGGGAGCAUGACCCAUAUGUUCAUGUAUAUGGAAGGGAGCUAACUCAUCUUCGUAUUGCUGCUAUUGUGAUGACUGCUGUUAUAGGAAUCGCCAUCCUUGCAUCUAUAGCCAUAGUCAGACGCAUCCUUAUGGCAACAACGGUUCUCAAGGUUGCUGCAAAGGUUAUAGGAGAAGUUCAAGCUCUAAUGAUAUUUCCAGCUAUACCAUAUGCCAUACUUGCAAUCUUUUACAUGAUCUGGUUAUCCGCAGCAUUACAUUUAUUUAGUUCUGGUGAGGUUCGUCAAAAUAAUUGUGAAUCCAAUUGUUGCGCUUAUGAUCUUGGGUCAAAACGGAUUACUUGUGAACGGUGUUGUGGUUACAGCAUCCAUUAUACUCCUCACAUAGGAAUCGCCAUCCUCUUCCAUUUGUUUGGUGGUUAUUGGGCAACACGUUUCUUCAUAGCAGGUUCAUCCACCGUCAUUGCUGGUUCCGUUGCUUCCUAUUAUUGGGCUCGUGGUGAUACAUCGCCGGAGAUCCCGUUUCUACCAGUUUUUGCGUCAAUGAAGAGACUACUUCGGUACAGCCUGGGUUCUGUAGCUCUUGGCUCUUUGGUUGUAUCAUUUGUGGAGUCAAUCCGUUUUAUACUUGAGUCAAUUCGACGUAAACUCAAAGUUUCCUAUACUACCCCAGAAAAUUGGUUUGGAAAGAUGGUCCAUCAUUCUUCUAGGUGUUGCUUGCAGUGUGUUGAGUGGACUAUCAAAUCUGUGAAUCGUUACGCCUAUAUAAUGAUUGCUAUAACUGGUAAAAGUUUUUCCAAGUCAUCCGCUAUUGCGACAGAGUUGAUUAUGAAUAACAUUCUCAGAAUAGGGAAGGUAAAUGUUGUUGGAGAUGUCAUUUUGUCUCUAGGAAAACUGUGUGUGAGCUUGUCAAGCGCCUUGUUCGGAUUCCUUAUGUUGGAUACUCACAGAUACAAAUCUGCCCACAACAAGAUUUCCUCUCCUUUGUUCCCCGUGUUGGCGUGUUGGUUUUUGGGUUAUGUGGUCGCCACACUGUUCUUCGGUGUAAUUGAGGUGUCAAUAGAUACUAUCAUUCUCUCGUUUUGCCAGGAUGCCGAAGAACAUCAGGGCACUGCGCAGUAUGCACCACCCCUUCUUAUCGAGACUCUCAAUGACCAAAACGAGACCCAAAGACUCACUCAAUGAUAAAAAUGUCGGUUUUCACCAGUCAGGCUUCUCGCGCUCUGAAUGUAGAUGGAAAAGGCUCUUCACGAGCUCAUCAUUUGUAAUAUUUUUGGGUUGAUCACAGGUAUUCUCGGAUGUACAUAUAUUUUCAUUUCUAGCAAAUUUGAUUGUGGCCUAGGUUUUUGAUUAGAGCAAGAUUUUGCUAAAGUUUAUAUUCUAUAGCACUUGUAGCCUGAUGUUGUAAUCCGGAAAAGAGAACUUUCGGAGUCUUAACAUUGUAACAGAUGCUCGUAAGGUUCAGGUUUAUUUCUUCUGGUAUUUGGGCAAAUCUGAAUUACCGUUGUGCAACUUCUUCGUUUUUUACGGGUUGUAAGAACAAUAUGCUUACCAACAUACGGUCCGGCACCUAUGACACCUGCCUCUAAUGUGUAUGUCACUGACAAUACCGGUUGAUCCGACACAACUGAAGCCAUAACUGUCUGAGACAAAUGCAGAUGUGUUCAUAUUGUUUCCUCCCUUCAUACAAUUAAAGACUGAGCUUAUUUUUCCUGUAAUGAAAAGUGAUCUAAAUAUUUGAUUUGGAA
Amaranthus tricolor (Joseph's coat) is the source of this 3103-nucleotide messenger RNA. RefSeq names its product choline transporter protein 1-like. Bases 462 to 2540 code for a protein of 692 amino acids. Gene Ontology annotation, cellular component: membrane. NCBI's taxonomy places the organism in Eukaryota, Viridiplantae, Streptophyta, Magnoliopsida, Caryophyllales, Amaranthaceae. Gene Ontology annotation, biological process: transmembrane transport. Gene Ontology annotation, molecular function: transmembrane transporter activity. The record is from RefSeq and is a predicted model, not a curated record. The transcript has 10 exons.